CUUCUAUUCUGUCCGCCACGCCUGACGCCCGUAUCCACCAUUGAAGAUCAUCGCAAGUCUUUGCUGUGAAGCUUACUGAUGGGAGUAACGAUCUAGGUUUUCAGAUCGAAGGAAAUGUUUAUCUUUAUCUCGAAAGGAAAGCGAAGCUGACAAGACUUCUCUUCAAAAGAAAACAGAAUGAGAUCAUCUUCGGAGAGAAUUAACAUCGCCGCCAGUACCCGGAGGCUCGAUGUUGACAAUCGAUUUCCUCUUCGUUAUUACUAUCGAGUCGCCGAUAAUAUUUUGAAACAGGCUGACAUCUUUCGAGCAGAGAAGAACAUAAUUGAUCUUUAUGUCAUGUUAAUGAGAUUUUCCAGUUUGGUCACCGAGACUAUACCUCGCCAUCGGGAGCAUGGAACAACUCCUAAAUACCAAAAAAACUAUUUUAGAAAGAGGCUAUUGAACGCUUUGAGCGAGCUUGAAGAAUUGAAGCCAGCAGUUCAAAGAAAGGUGGAUGAAAUAAAUGGAAAACAAAAACAUCAAGUUAAUGGGCGGGGUAAUCAGCAUCACAAUGGUUCACGUUCAUUGGAAUGGGAUUCUGGUGGAAAGCAAUGGCUUACUUAUAAUGGUACAGCUAAGGAUGGUAGAUCAGCCGCUAGAGAAAUUGCUCGUCAGGGUUCAGGGCCUCAACAAUUUUCAUAUUCCAGACCUAUUCAUAUCCCACUUCCCAAGGAGGAAACAUUAUCCCGUCAUUCUAUUUUGGGUCCCAAUGGGCUUCAUGGCCAGUGGCAACCACCUAUCGUUGAUAAAGGGGUUCAAUAUCCACGUAUUUUGGAUCUGUCUCCUAUUGAAAUUCCGAGCUUACAACAAUCAAAAGAAACCAAACUUACAAUAGAAAAAGAUCUUGGAAAUGUGGAAAAAGAACGAUCUGAUACAGAUUCAAUAUGCACCCAGAAUGAGGAUCCUCAGAUACAUAAUGCUAUGGAAAGAGGUUCCUUGAUCUCCUUUGAAAAAGUUGAAAUGCAUGCCCCUAUUGAAAUUGUGAGACAGCCUUCUCCUCCACCUGUACUUGCUGAAGUACAGGAUCUGAUACCUGCAAUGUCACCUCAAGUUCCUGAGGUAGAAUGUGCACGAGGCAUUUCAUUGUCAGAUGGUUUUGUUCAUCCAGAGGCUUCUAUGCAAUUGCACAUUUCAACCACGAUGAUGGACGGCUUCAUGAGGCUAGCCAAGUCAAAUACUGCCAAGAAUUUAGAAACUUGUGGUGUUCUUGCUGGUUCACUUAAAAACAGAAAAUUUUAUGUUACUGCACUCAUUGUACCAAAGCAGGAAUCGACAUCUGAUACUUGUCAGACGACCAAUGAGGAAGAGAUAUUUGAAGUGCAGGAUAAGCGAUCUUUAUUCCCACUUGGGUGGAUUCAUACGCAUCCUUCACAGUCAUGCUUCAUGUCGUCGGUUGAUGUGCACACACAUUACUCAUAUCAGGUUAUGUUGCCCGAAGCUGUUGCUAUUGUGAUGGCUCCCAAAGAUAGUGCAAGAACCCAUGGCAUUUUCCGGUUGACAACCCCGGGUGGCAUGUCAGUUAUUCGGCAAUGCCAACAACGUGGCUUUCACCCGCAUGGUCAGCCUCCUGAUGGCGGACCCAUUUACAAAACCUGUACAGAUGUAUACAUGGACCCCAAUUUGAAAUUUGAUGUCAUCGAUCUUCGGUGACCACUACCAUUGGAUUCAAACUGGUAAUUUUGUGGCAUUGAAACAACCUAAUUGUUCGUACAGAUCUUAAGUUCUACCACUAGAGGCUAGCUCCUUUAACUUUGUUCAUACAUACGCUUCACCUCCAGAGGUAAUGUUGGUCAAUCUUCUUUUAGCUCGAGCUUUUGUGUACCAAGUAAUUUCCGAAUACUGAAAGAAAGAGAUCUCAUCCAAACGUUAUUUCUUGUACAGACAUGUUUGCAUUGUCUUGAUGAGGAAGUCUAUACCUUACAAUGACUUUAGGAAAUAUGUUGAGGAAAGGAAACGACUCAUGUUAAUUGUUAGCAAAUGAUGUAUAGAUAUUGAGAUUCCUUUUGAUAUGCUGACUGUAAACAUUGUUAGUUCAUUUCAUUUUUGCUUAAGAUCGCCUUUUCUGCUUCUUUA
Molecule: messenger RNA, 2112 nt
Organism: Momordica charantia (bitter melon)
Lineage: Eukaryota; Viridiplantae; Streptophyta; Magnoliopsida; Cucurbitales; Cucurbitaceae
Gene: AMSH1
Product: associated molecule with the SH3 domain of STAM 1
Biological process (GO): protein K48-linked deubiquitination; protein K63-linked deubiquitination
Cellular component (GO): endosome; membrane
Molecular function (GO): protein binding; K63-linked deubiquitinase activity; metal-dependent deubiquitinase activity
Source: RefSeq, a predicted model, not a curated record